AUGGCGUUGAAUACCAAUGGUCGUUCCGGCACUGCCGGCCACCAGAAAAGGACUGGUUAUUGGAGCUGUGAGGAAAAGGCAUAUCUUGAUGAAUUGAUCAAACAGUUCAUGGAUGGAUCCCUGGUAGGAUUGGAGAAUGGAACCACCCUUCGUUCUCACCUGGCGGCGCGGCUCGACUGCCAUGUAAAGAGAAUCUCGAAAAGAGCUGAGAAAAUUGCAAAGGGAAUAUACAAUGGUCGAAGUACGUAUGUUGGGAAGGAUUUCACGUUGGAGGAGAGCAACGAUAGGGGUUGCAAACUGGAGAGGCUAAGGCGGGCAUUCUUGGAUCAACUAGAUUAUAGGGAGGAACUACAAGACCCAAAAGGAAACGUGUUUAAGCGGGCGCUUGGGCUUGACUCUCCUGAUGAGAAAGUUGCAAGAGCUGAAGGUAGCAAUCCAAAGAAUGAACUGGCACCUUUCAACGGCAAAGAUCAGAAACCCUUGAGUAUUGCCUCCGUUGGCAACUUAGCCUUGCUUCAUGGGAAUGACCAAUUCUGGCCUUCUGAAAUGGACCGCCAGGUGGAGUUUCUCUCAACACUGAACAAGCCAUCAUCUACUGCCUCUCUACCACGCCAUGGGCAUGCCCCAGAGGCUCCUUCUGGCUCCAUUCGUAAUAAUGGGAGAGUCCCCAUGGCAACUGCCCUCAAGUCUCCACCGGGUCAACCACACCACCAGACUCCUCCAUCCGUUGGGGUACCAACAAGCAGUGCUGCACAUGUGGCCACACAAAUAUCGUCUUUUAGUAAAACUACAACUAAUAGCAGGGUCCCAGUGGCAGCAACAGCAGCAAGACUGCCAGUCACAUGUUCUAGCCAAGCUGUUCCUGAAUCCAGCGAUGACAUUAUUAUGGCAGGCAUGAAACUGAAACGUGCCAUAAUCAAGAAGCGCAUCCUGUCCCUGACACCACCCCAAGGCAUGGUUGGUCAUUCAUCAUCAUCCGCACGUACACCGCUCAGCCAUGCCAACAACUCUGUUGUUGUUGUUCAAGUACAACUGACCCUGAAGCUUCUUGGUCAGUUGGACCAAUCUGGAUUGUUUUCGGGUGGUGAUGAUGCUAGUAUCCAUACCAUGAGAUUGGCAUUGAAAUUGCUGCGUCAAGUGACGGCGACCAUCACCACAACAACAGCAGUCAAUGAUACUCGUGCAUCGUUUUCUGCCGUUCCACUUCCUCCUGAGGAGGAGCCCAUUCCCAAACGAGCCAGGCUUAACUACUAA
This is a messenger RNA of Seminavis robusta, 1254 nucleotides long. The record is from the annotation of a GenBank genome assembly. Lineage: Eukaryota; Bacillariophyta; Bacillariophyceae; Naviculales; Naviculaceae.